Paramormyrops kingsleyae is the source of this 967-nucleotide messenger RNA. It is a transcript of the gene upk2, whose product is annotated as uroplakin 2. The record is from RefSeq and is a predicted model, not a curated record. NCBI's taxonomy places the organism in Eukaryota, Metazoa, Chordata, Actinopteri, Osteoglossiformes, Mormyridae.
GUUCGAGUUAUACCAGUUUUCCUCUACGCUCCCAGUUUCAAAAGCUGCUCUCCUGUUUGCACUAUUCUAACUCGAACUAGACGAGACAGGUGAAGUUCAAAGACCAUGCAGACUCUGAGAAUCACCGCGUUUGGGGUGCUGCUCACCUUGGCCUACGCAAAUUUUCCUUUGCAACUCCUCGACUCCUCAAGUGUGGUGACUGCGACAUUCACAGACUCCGUGCUCCUCAAUGUACCACCAUGCUCUCUUGCGGGACAGAAGGUGUCUUUGACUUACCAGAACAUGGCCAAUAAGAGUACUGUAACCCUGCAGAACGUGUUUGCGGUUCCUUCAUGUCGGAACAGAAGGGACCUCCUGGACGUUACUCAAAGCAAUGGACAAAACCUUGGGUACCAGGUCACAAACCUUGUCAGUGGCACACAAUACAGUUUUCAGUACAAUGUGGGAAGCAACAUGAGCGAUUCAUUACAAGCCAGCACAGCACAAGCAGUCCCAUACAGUACCAUCUAUGACGGCUUGCCGGCGCGCUCCGGCGCCAUGGUGGUGGUGACCGUGAUCCUGGUGAUCCUCGUGUUCCUGCUCAUCGUGGGCCUUGUGCUCACUGUCAUAUAUGGUCACUGCAUGAAAUGAGUCGUUACAAAAAUUUAAACACAUUUAAUACUUGCUUUAAUAAGUUUAAAAAAUGUCAUAAACCUUACAAUGAACACAUUUCUACAAUAGCCGAAUAUUUCAUUAUAUGUUAGAUUUAUAUUAGACCUAUUUGUAUUGGCUACAUGCAUUUUUAAGCAGAUGGGAAAACAUGCAGUACUUUAACUUUUGUGAAUUUGCAUUUGAAUUGUUAUGCAAUGUGCAUAGAAUAGAUAUUUUACAAUCUUUGUGUAAUGUAUUAAUUAUAUAUGUUUAUUCUCCUUCGCUUUAAUUUUGCAAAUAUGUCGGGUUUUAAAUCACCAAUAAACCUGUAACGGGU